UGCUAUCCCUUCCACCAUGUUCGCGGUUCGCGGGUCGCGGAAGCCUCGAAUCGACCAUCGAACUGCUUCGUUAGUCGAGAUUCGAUUAGUCGAAUCAGCCCUGAGUCGAAUCUCGUAGCUGUGUUAUGGUUUCCUGGACGAGUGAAAUAAAUGUUUGUUUAUAAACACAUGACACAUUUAUUUUAUUGUAGACACAUGGUGACAUGACGUAUGCCACUUUUUUCAUUAGUUUUAGUUUAAUUUCUAUAUUAUCUCAAAUUAUAUGAAGAACUUGUGAAGCGACACGAUAUUUUACGGACGUAACGCGAUAUAACCUCUUCGAGUGUUGUUGAUUCAGCAGCUUAAAUGAUAAAAUUUUAAUAUAUAUUUGAAAAGAACAUGGAAUACACUUUAGAGGAUGCACUCGCGACGUUAAAGGAGAAAAAGGCAGAACAGGAAAAAAGUAUUGAAGAUAUAAUAAAAUGGAUGUCAAACAACGAGGUUUUUGCUCUGAAACCAACCAGUUCGCUGGAAGAUGUGAGAAUAAAACAGGACAGAUUGCAUCAGAGCCUGCGAAAGGAAAUCCAACAGGUAGAACCUGAAAAUUACCCAAUUUUGAGAACAUCUGACAUGCGUAUGGAAGUGAUGGCCGAGAUGGAGACUGAGAUUUGUGACAUGCAAGAGCUCCUUAACAGUUUGCAAGGAAAACUCUCCGACAUCCAGGAAGAUAUUAUAUAUUUGAGAAAUAAGAAGGAUGGACUGGAUAAAAUGCGAGAAGCUUACCUGAGUAUCACAGAGACGUUUGCAAACAAGACAUACGAGGAAGAACAUAUUCUUUCAAAAAAGAUAUUUCGGAGAGUGAAGGAAGAUUUGAAAACCGUGGUAAAUAUUAUUUUUCCGAAUAAUGACAGCUUUAAAGACUUCUUAGCGGCCUUAACGUCCGCUUACAUGAAGGGAGGAGACGACAGUUAUGUGGAUGUUACGCCAAAUAUUUUUAAUUACAUAAAUUUUCUACUAGAAGCUGAUAUGGUACAAUACCACCGUAACGAUAAAACUAAAAUCAGAAUGACCGAAUUAUUAUAAUAUACGAUAUAAGAUACGAUUAUAAUAUACGAUUAUAAUAUAGUUAUCUAAUAUUUUACAAUCUCGUACUCAAACUUCAUGAUGUAGUGUCAGGAUAAUAUUGGGCGAAUUUUAAUUCAUCGAUUGAUCAAUCGCAUUAUGCGCAAAUGCAGCUUUUACAGAACGAAAUUGUAUUUGUGCAUAAUGCGAUUGACCAAUUGAUGAAUUAGAAAACUCGCCCUAAAUAAAAGUACCUUUUUUAAUAAAGGGUAAAAGGCGUCAAGUGUAUGUAUUCCUCGAAUAAAAAACUUUUGUACUAAAAUUCAAA
This is a messenger RNA of Solenopsis invicta (red fire ant), 1369 nucleotides long. RefSeq lists its product as uncharacterized. The coding region runs from base 379 to 1062 and encodes 227 amino acids. The record is from RefSeq and is a predicted model, not a curated record. NCBI's taxonomy places the organism in Eukaryota, Metazoa, Arthropoda, Insecta, Hymenoptera, Formicidae. The transcript is spliced from 5 exons.